Passer montanus (Eurasian tree sparrow) is the source of this 3354-nucleotide messenger RNA. It is a transcript of the gene SLC35E3, whose product is annotated as solute carrier family 35 member E3. Bases 85 to 1014 code for a protein of 309 amino acids. The transcript has 5 exons. Lineage: Eukaryota; Metazoa; Chordata; Aves; Passeriformes; Passeridae. Gene Ontology annotation, cellular component: Golgi apparatus. The record is from RefSeq and is a predicted model, not a curated record. Gene Ontology annotation, molecular function: antiporter activity; nucleotide-sugar transmembrane transporter activity.
GGGCGGGGCCACCGGAAGGCGCGAGCCCACGUGUCCCAGANNNGGCCCGGCCGGUGCGCGGGCGGCCGCCGGGCUGCCUCAGCCAUGGGCUGGCUGCCGGCGCAGGGCCGGCUGGCGGCGGGGCUGCUGGUCAAUCUGGCCGCCUCCAUCUGCAUCGUCUUCCUGAACAAGUGGCUGUACGUGCGGCUGGGCUUCCCCAACCUCAGCCUCACGCUGGUGCACUUCGCCAUCACCUGGCUCGGCCUCUACCUGUGCCAGGCGCUCGGCGCCUUCUCCCCCAAGAGCCUGCAGCCCGCGCAGGUGCUGCCGCUGGCCCUCAGCUUCUGCGGCUUCGUCGUCUUCACCAACCUCUCCCUGCAGAGCAACACCAUCGGUACCUACCAGCUGGCCAAGGCCAUGACCACGCCGGUCAUCGUGGUCAUCCAGAGCGUGGCUUACGGCAAGACUUUCCCUCUGCGGAUCAAGCUGACCCUGGUCCCCAUCACGCUGGGUGUUUUCCUCAACUCCUACUACGACGUGAAGUUCAGCGUUCUGGGGAUGGCGUUCGCCACCCUGGGCGUGCUGGUGACCUCGCUGUACCAAGUGUGGGUGGGUGCUAAGCAGCAUGAGUUGCAGGUAAACUCUAUGCAGCUGCUGUACUAUCAGGCACCAAUGUCCUCUGCUAUGCUGUUGUUCAUCAUACCCUUCUUCGAGCCAGUCUUUGGAGAAGGGGGAAUUUUUGGGCCCUGGACGCUUUCUGCUGUGAUAAUGGUACUGCUGUCUGGAAUAAUAGCCUUUAUGGUAAACCUGUCCAUUUACUGGAUCAUUGGAAAUACGUCACCUGUCACGUAUAACAUGUUUGGACAUUUCAAGUUCUGCAUCACCCUCCUGGGAGGGUGCCUCUUAUUUAAGGAUCCAUUGUCUGUUAACCAAGGCCUUGGGAUUCUGUGCACACUGUUCGGCAUCUUGGCCUACACCCACUUCAAGCUUAGUGAGCAGGAAAGCAAUAAGAGUAAAUUGGCCCAGCGUCCAUAGAGCAAGAGUUUCUGAAGACUGUUGUGAAGGAAAACAAGUAUUUAAAUAUGCAUUGAUUUUAGAAUGCACAAAAUUGCCUCAUCCACUUAGAUCUAUGGUUUUAGUUUAAGUUCCAGAAUUGUUAUUCUGUAACUAAACCAAACGAACUGAAGGAUGUAAAAUUCUGGGGUUUUGCCAUCUCAGUCUGUCCUAUCGUUUUCAUUAAAUUAAAACACUAACUUAAAAGACAAAAAGGCACACUUCAAAUUGCUGUGGAAAUUGUAUUGAAGUAAUUACAUUUUUUGCAUACCAAAUGAGAUCAUGAUGGCUACAGUUACAGUACAGAGAGAGAGAAAGAAAAAGAAUCCUGUCUCUGUGAUCAAGCCAGUAUUGCCAUUGUGAAGAGAUUUGGAGGCACUUUUAUGCAGAUGUUCUGGUGUGUAGUGAUGCUUUCUCAUUUUUGCCCGAUGAACAAUGAAGAGGGAAACAUACUUUGCCCAGUCAUUUUAAAAAAUAGGCUGCCACACUCAUUCCUAUUUCUUGUGUAUGCUAUCUUAUGUAUGGCUUCAACACAGGGAUAGAUUUUUAGAUUAAGAAAGUAGAUAAAAUUACAGGUGAAGAGAAAAGCAGAAAACUUAAAGCCACAGGCCAAGCUGUGUGGAAGUAGGAAAUUGGAUCUAAACAGUUCAACUUAAUUUUUUCUUUUAAUCUGUCAGGACAUUAAUGAAGUAAUUGACGUUUUGAAAAAUGUUGUUAUUGCUUUAUAAUUUUCUCUGUGCCAAAACCAAGACUUUACGCAAAAUCUUGUAAAUACCCGUGAGCCUAAUAAAAUCUCUGGUUUUGUGAUAGUAACCAAAUGUUUUGCAGCCCUUGCACACAGACACCCAUGGUAAAAAAUAUUUUCAAGAAGGCUUUGGAAAGGUCACCAUCUUCAAGGGGUGUGAAGGUUGCCCAGUUCUCUUGCCUUCAGCACCACCUCCCUUGCUCCCACGCCUUUCCCCAAGAGUUACCUUGGGUGGGAUCUGCAGGUUUGUCAUCAUUUGUCAUCUGUUGUUGUCUGGGGGAGAGGCCCAGGGGCUGUCUGGACAGUGCUGGGUGUGAGGCAGCAAUUCCUCAACAGACAGUCCUGGGAAAUGUAUCUGAAUGACUGAAGAGUGCAAGGUGGGACCUGCUGCUCUAACUAAAAAAUGCUUUGAAAAUUAUUUUAUGACAGUAUCAGGCACUUAUUUUGACAACGUGGAUGGAAGAAGCUCAGUGCUGUUCUAGUUUAAAAAAGGAAAGAAAAAAUAACUGCUUUCCGUAAAUCUGGUGAGAACAUAUGUUCACUAGAUUUGCAGGGUUAGAAUUUAAUUGCAGUAUCUUAAUCCUUACAUGUUGGGGUUUGUUUUGUCUUCAUCUACCUCUAUCAGAUUUAAAGAGGGCAAUUGUGUGAACAAAACCAAGCAUUUAAGUUGUGCAGCCACUGACAGAAGUAAUAUUUUGUGCCUCUUAAGUUUUUUGCAAUAGAGGCAAGAAGUCUUCAUGUUGGAAACAAUGCAACUUUUCUCAAGCUUGUUUAUUUAUUCUUUUACAGAGUUACUGAUUUAAGAAAAAGUUACUUCUCUGUGUAACCUAAGUUUAUACGGUAACAAUCUAUAUCAUUUCAGAGUUACAAAUACCUGAAAAAUUUUACAUCUUUACCAACUCUUUCUUGGACAUUGUACUGGUCCAAGAAUAAUUUUUUUAAUACAGUUUUGUAGAUCUCUAUAAUUAGUUUAAAAAGACAGCCUGGUCUACUGAAAGAUGUGUUCAGAUGGUCAAGCUCUGGAUGCAUAUCCUUCAAUAUGUACGCUGAGAAAGCCAUUUGCAUUAAUUUGUGCUGUGCACAAGUUCUUUUGAGAUGUAGAUAGACUGCAAAGCAACAGCUAGAAAGCAACUGAAUUACAUGCCUGUAUGACAAAAAUAUUUGAGAUGAGAUGGAUGUAAAUAUAUAUAUAUGAAGUGGUAGAAUGAACUAAACAACCAUGCCUGGAAAUACAAAAGACUCCUUAAGGAGAGGAGCAGAUCUGCAACAGAAAGUUAACAGCAUCAUUUAAAAAGUACAUUAUAAAUAUAAUCUGGUGCUGGAAGGUGUGUGUGAGUCAUUUAAGUGAUGUGAUUUUUUUUUCAUGCAUUCAAGAACUCUUUUGAGAUUUACUUCUUGUAUCUAAUAAAUAAAGUAUCUUGAAUUUUGUCAUAUGUUUCAAAAUAUGAAAUCCAGGAUGCUUGUGUAAUUGUGGGAUAAAUAGAUCUUUGUAUGUAUUGUUUCUUUGGAUACCAUGUGUAGGGUGGGAAUAAAUUUUUAAUCAUUUGUUUGAUUCCUGCUUAUUGCAGAAGAGAGGA